CUGCGAGUGGCGCCAGAAGGGCUGGUGCUGGGCAGCCGUUCCUGGCCCGCGUCUGAGCCCGCCGGAGUUCGCGGCGGAAUGGAGCAGUGAGAUAGCCGACGUUUAGGCCCGAGUGGCCGUGUGUAACACUAACCGAACUAUGGCAGGGCGCCAGACUAAUGGCUUCAAUGAUUCCCAAAAGGCUUUAGAUUACACUACAUUGAAUCAUACAGCCGAGGAGGAGAUAAAAGCUUUUCUCAUUAAUGAAGAUGAGUUGCACCAGUUUGAUGAUCUCACUAAAGUUAAUCCAGUAACAACUGCCACAGUUUUAAAAUGUCUCCAGGCAAGAUAUGCAGCUGGCAUAUUUUACACUAAUGCAGGUUGUACACUGGUGGCUCUAAAUCCAUUCCAGCGUGUGCCUAACUUGUAUUCCUCUGAGGUCAUGAAAGAAUACCACAAUGUGUCUCGACCACAGGAAUUGAAACCUCACAUCUUCACGGUGGCUGAACAAGCCUUCAGGAAUGUACAGAGCCACAUUGAACCAGUUAACCAAUCACUAAUAGUCAGUGGGGAGAGUGGUGCUGGAAAGACCUGGACGUCACGUUGCCUUAUGAACUACUUUGCCACAGUUGCUGCCUCAUCCACUUCUAUAAAGUGCCAAGAAAAUGUGGAACAAAUAGAAAAAAGAGUACUGGACUCCAAUCCAGUGAUGGAGGCAUUUGGAAAUGCAUCCACACUAAGGAAUCACAACAGUAGCCGAUUUGGAAAGUACAUCCAACUCCAAUUAAACAGAUCUCAGCAGCUGCAGGGAGCUUCUGUGCAAACUUACCUGUUAGAGAAAACACGAGUUGCCUAUCAAGCUCCUUUUGAAAGAAAUUUUCACAUUUUUUAUCAGAUAGUGAAAGGAGCCACUGAGGAACAGAAAUUGGAAUGGGGUCUUUCUGAAGCAGUAGAGUUCUUCUGGUUACCAAAUGCUGAGAAGACUUUAGAAGAGGACCAAUUUGCUGAAACCAAAAACGCAAUGCUACAUUUGGGUAUUGAUCACAGCACACAACAUAAUGUGUUCAGGAUUUUAGUUGCCCUUCUGCAUCUUGGCAAUGUGCAGUUCAGCUCUCCGUUGGAUGAGUCGUAUCCUUGUGAUCUCAAGGCAGAAGCUAAGAGCUUUCUUACAACCACUGCAAAUCUACUGAACAUUUCUGAGGAGGACCUUUUGGAACAGAUCAGAAUUCGGACUAUAAAAGCAGGCAGACAACAACAGAUCUUUAAAAAACCAUGCUCUAAAAUGGAAUGUGAGACGAGAAGGGACUGUGUGGCAAAAGUUGUCUAUGCAAAGCUGUUCAACUGGCUGGUAAAAGUUAUAAAUGGCUCUAUUUGUUCGCAUUCUUUUGGAUGGACCAAUUUUAUAGGUCUGCUUGAUGUAUAUGGAUUUGAAUCAUUUCCACAAAAUAACCUGGAGCAGCUUUGCAUUAACUAUGCAAAUGAGAAACUCCAGCAGCACUUUGUAGCACACUAUCUCAAGGCACAGCAGGAGGAAUAUACCUCAGAGGGUCUAGAGUGGUCCUUCGUCAGUUACCAAGAUAACCAGAGGUGUUUGGAUCUGAUUGAGGGGAAUCCCACCAGCAUUUUCUCCCUUUUAAACGAGGAGAGCCGUCUUAACCGAAAUUCAGAUGAAAACCAAUUCAAAACUCGCUUACAGACAGCUUUGGCAAAUAAUCAUUGUAUGAGCUGGGAUGUGUUCAGCAAGGUUCCAAACUUCAUUGUUGCUCAUUAUGCAGGAAAGGUCAACUACCAGAUUGAGGGAAUGAUGGAAAAGAACAAGGAUCCUGUGCCACCAGAGCUGGUUCAGUUGUUGCAGAUGUCGCAGGAUGUCCUGCUGAUGGAGCUAUUUCCCAUUGAAGAAGAAGAACACAAUGACACUAAAGCCCAGAACAAAGCAGUUACUGUGGUAUCUAAAUUUAAGGGUUCACUCGAGAGUCUCAUGCAUAUUUUGAACAGUACUACACCUCACUACAUCAGAUGCAUAAAGCCUAAUGUGGAUUGCAAGCCUUUCCUUUUCAUAUCAGAGGAGAUUUUCACCCAGCUAGAAGCCUGUGGUUUAGUUGAAACAGUUAACAUAAGUGCAGCUGGAUUCCCCAUUAGAGUUCCAUAUAAGCAUUUUCUGGAACGCUAUGAACUUAUGGGAAAAUUUGGCCAAGUUAAUUUACAAAGUGCAGCAAGUAUUAAUGGAUGCCUUCUUACAAAAAAAAGGAAAGGUUCAUUAUCAACAGAUGGCAGCAGUGAAACUUGCAGUCACUGUGCAGGACAUUCUCACUAAUGUAUUAGCUGGCCAAGUGUUGUAUCAUCAUUCUAUAACCCAGCUGCGAACAGGUUAUGUCGCUCAAUAGUGCACUGUGGCAAAACAAAAUUGUUCAUGACACACGGUAUGCUUGAACUGCUUGAAGGUGCAAGAAAUCAAGUGCUUUCCAAUAAGGCACUUUGUAUUCAACAUUGCUGGCGCAGAUACUGCCAGAGGAAAUUAGCACGAUCAAGGCAGGCAGCAACCGUCAUUCA
Molecule: messenger RNA, 2529 nt
Organism: Pristis pectinata (smalltooth sawfish)
Lineage: Eukaryota; Metazoa; Chordata; Chondrichthyes; Rhinopristiformes; Pristidae
Product: unconventional myosin-XIX
Exons: 21
Coding region: 140-2293 (717 amino acids)
Biological process (GO): actin filament organization; vesicle transport along actin filament
Cellular component (GO): myosin complex; actin cytoskeleton; vesicle
Molecular function (GO): actin filament binding; ATP binding; microfilament motor activity
Source: RefSeq, a predicted model, not a curated record